GGCUGUGAUGUCACGGCUCUCACAGGUGUGUUUCUCCUGCCAGUUGAGCUUCCUCGUUAAUCCAAGACAGUGUUGAGUGGAGACAGGUCAGUUUGGAUCAGAUACCAGGGCUUGGAUGGAUCUUUUUCUGCACAACAAGAAGUCCAUGUGAGCUAGACUAACGUGGCUGCAUUCAGCAGCAUCUAGUUUGAUUGGAUGAUCUCCUGAUGGACCCCCCGUCAUAUGAAGAGGCCAGCCGCUGCCCUCCCCUCUCCUCCUCCGCACCACCUCCUCCCACCUACAGAGAAGCAGUCCAACCAAAUCCAUUUCCUGUCCUGACUCCACCGACAGUGCCAGUUGCUGUGGCUUCACCUUCUCAAGACACUGGAAUCAUUGUCCAUCCACAAACACUAAUUGGCGUACCAUGUUCUGUCUGUACCGGAUCAACUCUACCAGUAGUUCAGAUCCAGCCACCGCCUGCUCUAGUCUCAGUGACACAUCUGAGCGACUCCCCUGGUUUGGUGAGCUGCCCACACUGCCACCAUGUUGUCACCACUAAGAUCAAGAACGUGCCUGGGAGGGACGCCUGGUGCUUGUGUAUAUGCAUUGCAGUAUUGGGGCUGAUCUGUGGUUUCUGUCUGAUCCCGCUGAUGAUACGUGGUCUACAAGAUGUUCAUCACUACUGUCCGCUGUGUGGAAAUUGUCUGCACAUUUACAAAAGAUGACACUGUGAGGAUUAGUAAGGCUCCUUUUGUCCUCAGUCCACCCAAAAUUGUAUAACACACAUAGGUAUUUUUGUCACAAUAUGAAUAAAUAAUCUUUGUCAGAGCCUUUGUCACAAACUGUAAUAUGUAGUUUACAUACUGAGCAUGGACAGAAGGCAAGUGGAUUAUGCUGUAGGAGCAGUUUGAGUCAUUUCUAUAGACAUUCUAUAAAAAUUGUCACAGUUGGAAUCUUUUUAAACUCACCACAGCUGAUUUUUACUAUGAAGGACAAAAUUAACAUCUUUUAAAACCUACAGUGCAGAGAGUGAGUAUACCAAAUAUAUUUAAUUCUUCAUUUUGAAUAUUAUUUUCUAAAUCAUAUUCCACCUCUGCACCUGAG
Molecule: messenger RNA, 1083 nt
Organism: Monopterus albus (swamp eel)
Lineage: Eukaryota; Metazoa; Chordata; Actinopteri; Synbranchiformes; Synbranchidae
Product: lipopolysaccharide-induced tumor necrosis factor-alpha factor homolog
Exons: 6
Coding region: 207-704 (165 amino acids)
Cellular component (GO): cytoplasmic side of late endosome membrane; nucleus; cytoplasmic side of lysosomal membrane
Molecular function (GO): zinc ion binding
Source: RefSeq, a predicted model, not a curated record